UUCCCCCUCAAUGCUUUGCUGCACUUAACCGCAGCCAACCCAAGCAGCGAAAAAAACAGAGGAACUUAUUGGGAGCAGGUGCAGUUCUUCCUCUCCGCCGCCGCCGCCGCCGCCCCUCUUUUAUCUUUUCCAGCUCCGAUCGCUUGCCUUCCUGCCACUCCAAUGGAAGCUCUUCUUCUCAACGCACCCACUUCACACCCAAUUGCUCGAAGAUCUCUCCUUCUAUCCUCACCUUCCUUCUUGAAUGGAGGAGCGUCCAUUUCGCUUGAUGACAAUCGAAGCAGAAUUAGACUUACCAGGCCUCCAUUCAUCCAAGCCACGCUUUCAAAACACACCGUUGACAUCCCUCCUAAUUCUGUAACCAACACUUCGGUUCCGACUCUUGGAGACGCAUUGGCAGCCACCCCUUUGCCUCCUCGCAAGAGGGUGUCGGCGGAUUCGCUGCAGUUCCCGCCUGGAUAUCUCGGCGCUGUUCCGGACCGUUCCGGUUCUGAUGAUGAUGGCGAGGAUAGUCUUAAUGCGAUGGAGUAUUUGACCAGAAUCUUGGGUUCGAAGGUGUAUGAUGUGGCUAUUGAAUCCCCGUUGCAGCUUGCGCCGACGUUGUCUGAACGUUUGGGGGUGAAUAUCUGGCUCAAGAGGGAGGACUUGCAGCCCGUGUUCUCAUUCAAGCUUCGUGGAGCUUAUAAUAUGAUGGCAAAACUUCCGAAAGAACAGUUGGACAAAGGAGUUAUAUGCUCUUCAGCUGGAAAUCAUGCUCAAGGAGUUGCAUUAGCGGCUAAGCGAUUAAGAUGUAAUGCUGUAAUUGCUAUGCCCCUUACUACACCUCAAAUUAAGUGGCAAUCAGUUAAAAAAUUGGGUGCAACUGUUGUUCUUGUUGGAGAUUCAUACGAUGAGGCACAAGCAUAUGCUAAAAAGCGGGGCGUAGAGGAAGGCCGCACAUUCAUUCCUCCUUUUGAUCAUCCUGAUGUUAUAGCAGGGCAGGGUACAGUUGGGAUGGAAAUUGUGCGUCAAAUAAAAGGCCCAUUGCAUGCAAUUUUUGUGCCAGUUGGGGGUGGUGGUCUAAUAGCUGGUAUUGCUGCUUAUGUCAAGAGGGUUUCUCCUGAGGUAAAGAUUAUUGGGGUAGAGCCAUCUGAUGCAAAUGCUAUGGCAUUAUCAUUAUGUCAUGGCGAAAGAAUAAUAUUGGACAAGGCUGGAGGUUUUGCUGAUGGUGUAGCAGUUAAAGAAGUUGGUGAAGAGACUUUUCGCCUUUGCAAAGAUCUCAUGGAUGGUGUAGUUCUUGUUAGCCGUGAUGCUAUAUGUGCUUCGAUAAAGGAUAUGUUUGAGGAGAAGAGGAGCAUCUUGGAACCUGCAGGUGCUCUUUCUCUUGCUGGAGCCGAGGCAUACUGCAAAUAUUAUGACUUGAAGGGAGAAAAUGUUGUGGUAAUAACCAGCGGUGCAAAUAUGAACUUUGACAAACUGAGUAUAGUUACUGAACUUGCCAAUGUUGGUCGUGAAAAAGAGGCUGUGCUCGCAACUAUAUUGCCGGAGAUACCUGGAAGCUUUAAAAGAUUUUGUGAACUGGUUGGGCCUAUGAACAUUACAGAAUUCAAGUAUAGAUAUAGUUCUGAAAAAGAAGCGGUUGUUCUUUACAGUGUUGGUAUCCAUAUGCCUUCCGAACUAGAAGAAAUGAAGAAUAGGAUGGAAUCGGCUCAGCUUGAAACUUAUAAUCUCACAAAGAAUGAUCUUGUAAAGGAUCACUUGCGUUACUUGAUGGGAGGCAAAUCAAAUGUUGAAAACGAAGUUCUUUGUCGUUUUAUUUUCCCGGAAAGGCCAGGUGCUCUAGAGAAGUUCUUAGAUGCUUUGAGUCCACGCUGGAACAUUACUUUGUUUCAUUAUCAAAGCAAGGGUGAAACUGGUGCAAACAUAUUAGUUGGGCUUCAGAUUGAAAAAUCCGACAUGAGCGAAUUCCAUGAACGUGUUCGGAGGGUCGGAUAUGAUUACGUUGUGGUAACUGAUGAUGGUAUCUUUCAGCUUUUGAUGCAUCAUAGACCAUCUCACAAGGCCGCAAAUCUCUUAAGUUGAUCCAAAUAUCGACAUAUUGAUGACUAAACGAAAGCGGGUAAAACAAGCUACUCCAAAUCUUGUACAUUGUAUUAGAGACGUGGCAUUCUGUACUUCAAAAGGCUACCAAGUAUCAUCCUUUACCAUGAAAUUUUGUUAUGUGUUUGAUUAACUUAGUGUUGUCUCUACUUUUACACGAUUAGGGGUGGGGGAUCAUUUCAGAUACUCUCUUCUUUGUGUUGAUGUUGGAAUAGCUCUGUUUUAUUUGUCCAAUUCAAAAUAAUGGAUGAUGAUGGAAAUUAGUAGAGUCAAGAGUGGAGUCUACUGGUAAAGUCAUAAGUCUGUAUUGGGGAAAUUGACCAACUAUCCUUGUCUGAAUGAAAUGAUGCAAGUAGUACUAAAACUAGAUUUUACUGCUUA
Messenger RNA from Benincasa hispida (wax gourd), 2460 nucleotides. RefSeq names its product L-O-methylthreonine resistant 1 (gene OMR1). The record is from RefSeq and is a predicted model, not a curated record. NCBI's taxonomy places the organism in Eukaryota, Viridiplantae, Streptophyta, Magnoliopsida, Cucurbitales, Cucurbitaceae. Gene Ontology annotation, molecular function: threonine deaminase activity; L-serine ammonia-lyase activity; pyridoxal phosphate binding. Gene Ontology annotation, biological process: L-serine catabolic process; L-threonine catabolic process.